Molecule: messenger RNA, 537 nt
Organism: Vombatus ursinus (common wombat)
Lineage: Eukaryota; Metazoa; Chordata; Mammalia; Diprotodontia; Vombatidae
Product: DNA polymerase delta catalytic subunit-like
Exons: 4
Coding region: 1-483 (160 amino acids)
Source: RefSeq, a predicted model, not a curated record
AUGGUGGGGGUAGGAGACGUUGAGGCAGGGGAGGCCUGGCCCCAGCCCUGCCGCCACCUCGGGCCUGGGCCGAGAUCUGGGGGGUCACACUGGAUCCUCUGCCCCCCACCAGGCGGUGAGCACACUCGCUGUAAGACGGUGCUGACGGCCAAGGUCGGGGGGCUUCUCGCCUUCGCCACACGCAGGAGCAGCUGCAUUGGUUGUCGGGCUGUCCUCAGCCACCAUGGAGCUGUGUGCAAAUUCUGCCUUCCCCGGGAGUCUGAGCUGUACCAGAAAGAGGUGGCGCACCUGGGCGCCCUUGAGGAGCGGUUCUCCCGCCUCUGGACGCAAUGCCAGCGCUGCCAGGGCAGUCUGCAUGAGGACGUGCUCUGUACCAGCCGAGAUUGUCCCAUCUUCUACAUGCGGAAGAAGGUACAGAAGGAUCUGGACGACCAGGAGCAGCUCCUGGCUCGAUUCGGGCCCCCGGGCCCGGCCACCUGGUGACAGAGGACGCGGCUGUGGACGUUGGCAUCAAUAAAGCUGUGGGGCUUUGGGUUC